Messenger RNA from Postia placenta MAD-698-R-SB12, 640 nucleotides. RefSeq lists its product as hypothetical. The coding region runs from base 114 to 566 and encodes 150 amino acids. The record is from RefSeq and is a predicted model, not a curated record. NCBI's taxonomy places the organism in Eukaryota, Fungi, Basidiomycota, Agaricomycetes, Polyporales, Adustoporiaceae. Gene Ontology annotation, molecular function: acyltransferase activity, transferring groups other than amino-acyl groups. The transcript has 2 exons.
CGACUCCCAUCUUCCGUACUGCCCUCGUACUGCCUCUUCCGUCUGGACGACCGUUACAGGGCAUCUGUACCAUCGAAAAAAGUAUAUUGUUGUGGCAGCAAUCACUUGAAGCGAUGAGCGAACCUGUCAAGCGCAUCGCAGCUGACGAGACUAUUCCACUACGACACUCCGUGCUCUGGCCAAACCAUCCUGUGUCUCAUGUCCGCCUCGCAGAGGACGAUCUAGGCUUCCACUACGGCGCAUUCCUGCCCACCAGCGACGAGCCAGUCGCAAUCUUAUCCAUAUUCAAGGAACCUCUGCCCGACUCUGACCGGACCGUUCCUGCGGCCCGCUUCAGAAAGUUUGCAUGCGGCCCAGAAUACCAGGGUCGUGGCAUUGGGACGAAGUUGCUGCAGUAUGUCUUUCGAAUAGCACAUGCAGAGUUGGGCUACAAUGUGGUGUGGUGCGACGCGCGGUUGUCGACGGCGAACUGGUAUGAGCGGAGAGGCAUGACUCGCUUUGGGCAGACAUUCUUUAAGGAAGACAUCGAGUAUGUGCGGAUGCAGGGAUUCGCAGCCUCGCCAUAAUACACCAAUGCGCCAAAUUGGAUAUUUACUGCCAACAUGGUGUGCGAGGCACACUCGACGCUUCGUCAAUGUGA